Messenger RNA from Saccharomyces kudriavzevii IFO 1802, 933 nucleotides. RefSeq names its product deubiquitinase OTU2 (gene OTU2). The transcript has a single exon. The record is from RefSeq and is a predicted model, not a curated record. Bases 1 to 933 code for a protein of 310 amino acids. Gene Ontology annotation, biological process: protein deubiquitination. Lineage: Eukaryota; Fungi; Ascomycota; Saccharomycetes; Saccharomycetales; Saccharomycetaceae. Gene Ontology annotation, molecular function: cysteine-type deubiquitinase activity.
AUGAGCGGUAUCGUAGCAGUAGAGAAUUGUGAGAGUAUGGAAGACAUUUUGGCGAGACACCGCAAGGAAAUCAAAGAUCUACAGAACAGGAUAACCGGUAUGAAAAAGCAGGCCACUAAAUCCAAAAGAAAAGAAGUUAACUCGAAAUGCUCAGAUCUUCAGGAUAAAUUGAAGAUUAAACAGGAGAACGAAAUCGAAGAUUGGAAAAUUGCUAAUAAUCAAGCGCCCAGUUCUGAACAAGACGAUGAAGUGUCACCGGAGGAAUUAUUGGAACAACUUUCCAUAUCGCAAGAAGAUGAACAGAAUCAAAAGGACGCUCUCGCCCAACAACAACAACAACAACAAGCCCAGCCAAAGAAGCGUCGCAACAGGCAGAAGGAAAGAUUGGCCAGGAGGGAUGCCGCAAUUGUUAAAAUAAAAGAAGAAGCGGCUAUGGAAGCGUCCAAACAACCUGACCUGAAAAAAAUAGAACAAGAAUCUAUAGAUCAAUUAUGCGAAUUGUUUAAACUUAAACAAGUCGACAUACAACCUGAUGGUCAUUGUCUAUUUGCAUCUAUAUUAGAUCAGUUGAAAUUGCGCCAUGAUCCAGAGGAACUAUAUUCAGACUUGAAUGUCAUGAAACUAAGAUCGUUGAGUUGCAAUUAUGUGCAGGAACAUAAGGACGAUUUCGUUCCGUAUUUGCUCGAUGAGCAAACUAUGCAAAUGAAAGAUAUCGAUGAAUAUACCAAGGAGAUGGAACAUACAGCACAAUGGGGUGGCGAGAUUGAGAUUUUGGCCCUAUCCCGCGUUUUCGAUUGUCCAAUCAGCAUUUUAAUGAGUGGAAGGCCUGUUCAGAUCUAUAAUGAGGAGGGCAAAAAGGCUGAACUGAAGCUGGUGUAUUACAAACAUACUUAUUCAUUAGGCGAGCACUACAAUUCAUUGCAUGAUUCCUGA